Molecule: messenger RNA, 1709 nt
Organism: Capsella rubella
Lineage: Eukaryota; Viridiplantae; Streptophyta; Magnoliopsida; Brassicales; Brassicaceae
Product: putative tRNA pseudouridine synthase
Exons: 7
Coding region: 6-1532 (508 amino acids)
Biological process (GO): mRNA pseudouridine synthesis; tRNA pseudouridine synthesis
Cellular component (GO): nucleus
Molecular function (GO): pseudouridine synthase activity; RNA binding
Source: RefSeq, a predicted model, not a curated record
UUGUCAUGGCAGUCUCGUUUCUACGGAUUCCAAUUCCUUCGCGGGUCUUCUGGUAUCCGACCCGGCUUACUCGGGCCACACCAGCUUUGGUACGAUUCUCUUCUUCCGCCGCCACAUUACAGCCGUCUUCUACUUCGUUAUCACCAUCUUCUUCCGACCACUUUCUCGCCGAUAAAUGGGAAUCAUAUCGGAAGAAGAAGGUGGUUAUUCGAAUUGGAUACGUUGGUACUGAUUACAGAGGUUUGCAGAUUCAAAGAGACGACCCUGCUAUCAAAACUAUUGAGGGUGAAUUGGAAGUUGCUAUAUACAAGGCAGGUGGGAUUAGAGAUAGUAACUAUGGUGAUCUUCAUAAGAUUGGUUGGGCUAGAAGUAGUCGAACUGAUAAAGGAGUUCAUUCUUUGGCAACGUCAAUAUCGUUGAAAAUGGAGAUCCCUGAGACAGCGUGGAAGGAUGAUCCUCAGGGCAUUGUUCUUGCUAAAUGCAUUAGCAAACACCUUCCUGAGAAUAUCAGAGUUUUCAGUGUGUUACCAUCGAAUAGGAGAUUUGAUCCCCGAAGAGAGUGUACGCUUCGGAAGUAUUCUUACCUCCUUCCUGUUGAUGUUAUCGGGAUCAAAAGUAACUUUACUUCAGAUGAGAUUGACUAUCACAUUACUGAUUUCAAUGAAAUUUUAAAAGAAUUUGAGGGUGAAUAUCCUUUCCAUAACUAUACACAGCGGUCACGGUACAGAAGAAAGUCGGAACAAAAGUUAAAACAAAGAAACGGACGCCCUCCAAAAGAACCAAAAUCAGUCAAAGCAUCAGAAACAGAGUUUGCAGAGGAAAACCACAGAGAAAUUGAAGAAGAAGAGGAAGAGGAAAAGGAAGUUGAUGGUGAAUCUGAUGAACAUUUUUCUGAUAAUUCUCAGGUGAACACUCGUGCAAAAUGGUUGUAUGAGCCAGAUGAGACAGAUAAGCUGAGCGGUGCUCAUUUCAGAAAAGUGUUUCGAUGUCGAAGUGGAAAGCUGGAGAGUUCACUUGGAUUCAGAUUUGUCGAGAUCUCCAUAUGGGGAGAAUCAUUUAUGUUACAUCAGAUACGGAAAAUGAUUGGAACGGCUGUGGCAGUGAAGAGAGAGCUGCUUCCUAGGGACAUCAUAAGACUAUCACUGAACAAGUUCACAAGAAUCGUUUUGCCUCUUGCUCCAUCUGAAGUACUGAUCCUAAGAGGAAACAGUUUCGAAGUGCGUAGAUUUCCUCAGAGGCAGGUGGUGGAAGCACCGGGUGAAUCAGAAGAAGUGGAGAAAGAAAUAGAGGAGUUUUACAGAGCAGUGAUGGUUCCACAGGUGAGCAGAUUCUUAGAUUCUGAGAAAGCUCCAUGGGCAGAGUGGCUGGAGCAUUUGGAUAGGAACGAUGGUUUGAUAGACGAGGAAUUGAAAGAUGUAAGAAGAGGCUGGGAGGAGUGGAAAGCCGUGAAACCAUGGAUGGCGAAGAAGAAGAGUGAAGAUGAUGAUGAAGAGUUGAGUUCUGUUCCAGUAGCUGUUCAUCAAGCUCUAUGAGAUGGUCUUAAGAUUCAUUAGUCACAUCUAUUUUUGUGCACCUUUGAUAGAAUGUGUUAUGAUUAUUGUUUCAAUUACACUGAAUCUGAUAAAAGUUUAUUGAGAAGCAUCUAAAGUUUCUUCGCUUCACACUGUAUUUGAUUCACAAAUUAAGGAAUACUCUCUUUUUCAGUGCAA